Messenger RNA from Nymphaea colorata (pocket water lily), 947 nucleotides. Its product is annotated as protein SYM1-like. Bases 121 to 771 code for a protein of 216 amino acids. The record is from RefSeq and is a predicted model, not a curated record. The transcript is spliced from 3 exons. Lineage: Eukaryota; Viridiplantae; Streptophyta; Magnoliopsida; Nymphaeales; Nymphaeaceae. Gene Ontology annotation, cellular component: cytoplasm; membrane.
GAUUCACCAAUAUAAAAUGGAGAAGCAUGACCUUCCACUUUCUUUCUUCCACCCUCAGGCUGUCUCCCUCUCUCUUUCUCUCUUCCCUCCACUUUCUUUUUUUGGUAUCGCAGCCCUAAUAUGCUGGUUAGGUUGUGGAAAUGGUAUCAGAGAUGCCUCACCCAGUAUCCGCUUACGACUCAGGUCGUCAGUUCCGGGAUUCUUUGGGGUGUUGGAGAUGUCUCAGCUCAGUCCGUCACCCAUUUCUCCAAGAAGAGUCAUCGACUUGAUCACCAGGAAGCGGAAGAUCUUAAGAUCAGCUGGAAAAGAGUAGCUUUUACUAGCUUAUUUGGCUUCACAUUUGUUGGACCGGUUGGCAAUUACUGGUACGAAGGUUUGGACCGUUUCAUAAAGCACCGACUUCGAUUCAUGCCUAACACGGUGGGCUUUGUAACUGCAAAAGUGGCAGCUGAUGGGCUUCUCUUUGGACCACUAGAUUUAUUAACAUUUUUCACAUAUAUGGGAUUCUCCAGCGGCAAGAGUUUUGAGCAGGUCAAGGAUGAUGUAAAAAGAGAUUUCCUGCCAGCAUUUAUUUUAGAAGGUGCUGUAUGGCCGCUGGCACAGGCAGCGAACUUUCGCUAUAUCCCAGUCAGAUACCAACUAUUGUAUGUCAACGUCUUUUGCUUGUUGGAUAGUGCAUUCUUGUCAUGGGUUGAGCAGCAAGAAGACGCACCAUGGAAGCAAUGGAUUACUUCUCUCGUAACUCUGAAAGAAGAGGAAGGGCAGAGAUGACUCGUCUUUUCAUUCUUUCCUCUGCUGUUGUGCGUAAAUUGAUUUUUUUCUCCUCCCCAUAUUAAUUCAUGUACAUGUGAAAAAACUACAUGAAUACUUGCUAAAUGUUGUUUCUGAAGGGGCUGAUUGUUCUGUAUACAAUUUCUCUAUCAACAAGUGUCCCAUUUUCUGCCUUA